Schistosoma spindalis is the source of this 456-nucleotide messenger RNA. The record is from the annotation of a GenBank genome assembly. NCBI's taxonomy places the organism in Eukaryota, Metazoa, Platyhelminthes, Trematoda, Strigeidida, Schistosomatidae.
AUGAAUAGGUACGGUCGAUCUCCACCAAGAAUCGAUGGGAUGGUUUCAUUGAAAGUUGAUAACUUGGCAUACAGAACAACUAUUGAUGACUUGCGAAGAGUUUUCAGCCGAUUCGGUGAAGUUGGUGAUAUCUACAUACCUAGAGAUCCCUAUACUUUCGAGAGUCGAGGAUUUGCUUUCGUUCGAUACUGCACUGACCGCGAGGCUGACUGUGCCAUACGCGGUAUGGAUGGUCAUAAGGUAGAUGGGCGAGAGGUCCGAGUCCAAAGAGCAAAAUACGGUCGACCAACUCCAAACCGUCGAAGACGAUCGGUUACUCCGCGACGUAAUGGACGGCGUUCUCGUUCUUUCUCGUCUGGUCGUGACAGGCGGUCACCACGUAGAAUGAACGAUCGAUAUCGUCUUCCUUCUUCUCCCCGACAUUAUAGUCGGUCGUUAUCAAGAGAACGACGUUGA